Messenger RNA from Cololabis saira (Pacific saury), 3749 nucleotides. It is a transcript of the gene amotl2b, whose product is annotated as angiomotin like 2b. Bases 471 to 2573 code for a protein of 700 amino acids. The record is from RefSeq and is a predicted model, not a curated record. The transcript is spliced from 11 exons. Gene Ontology annotation, cellular component: bicellular tight junction; plasma membrane; cytoplasmic vesicle. Gene Ontology annotation, biological process: angiogenesis; regulation of cell migration; actin cytoskeleton organization. Lineage: Eukaryota; Metazoa; Chordata; Actinopteri; Beloniformes; Belonidae.
CUCGUAUAGCUUUGUAAAGCGAAGGCUCCUCUUUAUAUGCUCGCCUUUCAUUCCUCGCUGGCCUAAUAAAGCGCACUGCAGCGCCCGUCCUCCCCCUCCCGUGUGGUUUUUUACGCUUUUGAUCCCCGAGGGACCUCGCGUUUGACAUUCCAGGCAUUCCGACCGCAGUCCCUCCUCGGUUACUUAUUAUCGCCGCCUGCUCUCUCCACAAUCAUUUCACAGCGAGAGAGGAGCAGCAGCCCGUCCAGGACCAGGGGGGGGAACAAGCACCAUGAGACGCCUUUAACUCGACAAAACCCGUGGAAAUAGUGGAAAUACCCCGCAAUAUUAGUUGGAGAUCGAGGACAGAGCUUCGCUAUGACGGUGAUGAGAGCAUGAGCUGGUAAGAGGUUCACAGCCAACGUAUUUAAUUAAACACUGAUAAGAGAGAACUUGUUGAUCGUCAAAAGAGGAUAACUUCACGCAGUAGUAUGUCGUCCACUGAAGAGCCGUCUGGCACGGUCCUGCACCGGCUCAUCCAGGAGCAGCUUCGCUACGGAAACCCCACAGACACCCGCACCUUGUUAGCCAUCCAGCAGCAGGCCCUGCGAGGAGGCAGCGGAAGCAACAGUGGACCCAGCAGUGGCGGCGAAAUGAGUAGGAGCCCGCGAUCCUCUCUGGAGAGUCUCACCCAGGAGGACCCGCUGCUUCCUCAGCUCUCUGCCAGACAGGAGCCUCAGGGCCAGGAGCACCAAGGAGACUACCAUCACUCAGAGAGUGGAUAUCAGCUGCACGGGGAGAAGCUGCCCACCUAUGAGCAGGCUAAGGCCCACUCUCAGUACCUGGCCUCUCACUGGGCCCCGCUGGGUCCCAUCCAGAGGCUCCACGAGGGGCAGCUCCACCUGCACGGCGGAGUCUUCCACGAGGAAGCCGAUCUGCUGGAGCAGAAGUGCAGCCACGUCCGGUCGCUCAGUGAGCACCGCAUGCAGAUCUCGCUGGAGAGGAGAGAUGCAUCGGCUAAAGCUGAGGCCAUCAAAGUCAGCUCUCACAGCUACCCCGAGCUUCCCUACUACCCGGCACAGUGCUUGCAGAGCACAGGGCCGAGCAUGGACAAACGUAGCCCGCCACCAGAGUACAGCGCCCCCAUCCAGGGCCAGGGAUUCAUCCCUCAACAGGCCCAGGAACCAGUGCAGGCUCAGCAGCACAGGUAUGUCCAGUCUGGUCAGCCGGCUGAAGUCCCUUGCUACAGCGCGUUCAGCAGUCUGCCACCUCCUGGCUUGGAGGAACCCAACCAGGUGGAACUGCUUCUGAUGGAGAAUGAGAGGUUGAGACAGGAGCUUGAAGCUCACAGGGAGAAGACCGCCCGCAUUCAGAAGUUGGAGCAGGAGAUCCAGCGUAUUUCGGAAGCCUAUGAAACACUGAUGCAGGGCAGCAGUAAGAGGGAAAACCUGGAGCAGACGCUCAGAAGGAGGUUGGUGGCAGAGAUCAGGAGGCUUCAGGAUUUCAACAGAGACCUCAGAGAAAACUUGGAAAAUGCCCGAACGCACGUUGCAAAAGAGGUAGAGGCGGCCGAUCAUAACCAGCACAUCAUGGCAAAACUCCUUGAACAAAAUGAGGAGCAGAACUUUGAGCGGGAGCGCGUGGAGAGAGAGCUGCAGCGUUUGGGAGCGACUGUGGAGGAUCAGAACCUCAGGGCCAAGCAGCUCGAGGAAGCCCUGGACGCAGCCCGUGCACGAGGUCGCCAGUUCGAGGAGGAGUUGAGGAGGAAGAGGGCGUACGUUGAAAAGGUGGAGAGGCUUCAGAGUGCGCUGGCCCAACUGCAGUCCACGUGUGAGAAGAGAGAGACCCUAGAGAUGAAGCUGAGGACGAGGCUCGAGCAGGAGCUGAGGAGUCUGAGGGCACAACAGAGGCAGUCUCAGCCCCCGGGAGUGACCAUGAGCUCGCUUCAGGAGCGCCUGCAUGAGCGCGAGGAGCGGAUUCUGGCUCUGGAAGCUGACAUGGUGCGCUGGGAGCAGAAAUACCUGGAGGAGAGCACCAUGAGGCAGUUUGCCAUGGAGGUUGCUGCCACCGCUGCUGCUCAGAGAGACACCACCAUCAUUAACCACUCGCCCUGCCACUCCUCCAACAACAGUUUCAAUGAGGACUUGCCAGUCACCGACCACAGGAAUCAGGAGAUGGAGAACAGGAUCCGUGCUCUUUACGCGCAGAUCUUGGAAAAAGAUGCUGUGAUCAAGAUACUCAACCAGCGGCUGCACCAGGAUCAAGGUCGGAAGGAUGAGCAGAGCUCACGCACGAACCUCCUAACCACGGCUGGAGCACCUCUCCGGCCUGCCUUCUCCACCCCCUCCAUCAGCACCGCCAGUACCAAGAGCAGAGGUAAGAGUCUUUCGGACGACCAGACGUUUCCAAGCCGUCAGUUCUCAGCUCAGUCCGAACCCUCGACGCUAGAACGGCAGCUGGAGGGGAAGAAAGCCAAAGAGGCCGCCAGUGCUCCUGCGCUCAGCACCGACAAGUCAGCACCUAAGAAGCUGCUGUUAAACCCCUUCAGAGGCCUGGAUGAGCUGGAGUCGGAGGCUGUGGAAAUCUUCAUUUAAGGAACUGAGAGGUGGCUUUUAAAAACAAAAGAGAGAGAAAAAAAAAGCCAUCCUGACUAUCUGUGAAGAGCGAAAGCAUAGAAAACCAACAAUUACUGGAUUCAACAAUGUAAUAUAAAGAGCCGGGGGGGGACUGUUUUCACAUUUUUGUGACAGAGCUGUGCUCCGACCCACUUUCUCUCACCGAGCCGGACAGCUGCGGGCAGUCUGCCCAGCAGAGUGAGAAAAGAUGAAUCUUCUGAGGUACUUAGACAGUAUUGUGGAUUGUAAUAGGGCAACAUGUUCUCAGAGAGUGUAAGCCAAAAUAUUUAUAUAAAUCUCUCUCUAUGUAAUUGCUGCUUUCCCUCCCAUUAUUGUCCACUUUAUUUCUUUUCCCAGUGAGUUAAGAAGCUACAUAUUUAUCUAAUCUGGUUUCCACAUUCCCUAAAUAUUAACUUAAGCCUCAUGCUCUUUCAGAUAAAUAUUCAGUUAAGGGUUAUCUAUGUGACUUGCAUUCCCCUCCUCUCCAAAGUAUGUGGAUUUAAUAUUGAGUAAUCUCAUUCCCAUCACACAGAUGUUAUCUGAAAGACUCCCCAUGGUUGAUUAAUUUAAGAUGAUAAAUACAAGAUGCGUUGGUCUCAUUGUUCAUAUUUCCUCAAGCUUAGUAGCUGGAUCUACUGAGGCUUGCAGACACGUGAACAGUCAGAUGCUUAAUAUAUAUAAAAAUCAUUUUUUCUUUUUUUUUUUUAAUGUCACAGACCUCGUGUAUGUUUUGGGACAUUGUAACAUCAUGGCGAUGAGUUCACUGUCUAUUUUUCUGAUCUUUUAUUUUCCCCCUUCCUCUCAAAGUAUGUUUGUAUGUGGGAUGGUAGUAUGUGAGUGUGUGUCCUGAUGUGGGGAUUCUGCUGGUUUGGUCACCACUGAGGGGCAAAAAGUUGUGAGUUAUUUGUUUACUGUGAGGUUUGAACUAACAAACAGGUUAAUAAAUAUUAUAUAUUUUAUACAGAUGAUUGUAUUGUUAUUUUAGAUAGUGUAGCAGGAUGCCAAAGAGUUUGUGUAUCUUAUUUGUAAGUUAUGUGCUGACAAUCAUGGUCUUGUCCAGCUGUACACAACACCCACAUGUUGACUUCAGACAUUUCUGUGAACUUACAACAGUAUGAAGGUUUUUGCAGAUGAAUUCAUGCAACAUUUCAUAAA